CGGUUGUAUUUCUGUGCUUGAACUACCUGCCCCGCUAAUCAUUUUGUUUCUAGCCUUAUACGAUCUCCAACCCGGGGAAGACAGACACAAUUCUGACAGGGCUGAGACAGGUUGUGUCGAGUCAUGGCAUUCAGUAAAGGUUAUCGUAUUUAUCAUAAGCUGGAUCCGCCUCCAUACAGUGUGAUUGUGGAGACCAGAAAUCGAGAAGAAUGCCUGAUGUUCGAGUCUGGAGCUGUUGCUGUACUGUCGGCGGCAGAGAAGGAGACCAUCAAGACGGCGUACACCAAGAUGCUGGAUGCUUAUGGGAUCCUGGGAGUUCUUCGUCUUAACCUUGGGGAUUCUAUGCUGCACAGCCUGGUGGUCGUAACAGGCUGCAGUUCAGUGGGAAAAGUCCAGGAUUCAGAAGUUUUUCGCGUAACAGGCACGGACUUCGUCUCUCUGAAAAACGACCCCUCGGAUGAGGACCGCAUCUCUGAUGUCAGGAAAGUCUUAAACUCUGGUAACUUCUAUUUCGCCUGGUCCUCCACCGGAGUGAGUCUGGACCUCAGCUUGAACGCGCACCGCAGAAUCAGAGAAGACACAUCUGAUAAUCGUUUUUUCUGGAAUCAGUCCCUCCAUCUCCAUCUCAAGCAUUAUGGGGUGAACUGUGAUGACUGGCUGCUGAGGUUGAUGUGUGGCGGAGUGGAGAUCCGCACCAUCUACGCUGGGCACAAGCAGGCCAAAGCUUGCGUGAUCUCUCGGCUCAGCUCAGAGAGAGCAGGCACGCGUUUUAAUGUCCGAGGCACAAAUGACGACGGCCAGGUGGCCAACUUUGUGGAGACUGAGCAGGUUAUUUUCCUUGAUGACAAAGUAUCCUCCUUCAUUCAGAUCCGAGGGUCAAUACCUCUGUUCUGGGAGCAGCCAGGAAUUCAGGUGGGAUCUCAUCGUGUUAAGCUGUCCCGUGGUUUUGAAGCAAACGCACCGGCUUUUGAGAGACACUUUAGUGCCCUGAGGAGGCUGUAUGGCAAACAGGUGAUCAUCAACCUGCUGGGUAUGAAGGAGGGUGAACACAUGCUCAGCAAAGCAUUCCAGAGUCACCUGAAAGCUUCAGAGCAUGCAAGCGCUGUGAGAAUGUUAAACUUUGACUAUCAUCAGAUGGUUAAAGGUGGGAAGACCGAAAAGCUCAACAGUGUCCUGAAACCUCAGAUCAGCAAGUUUCUGGAGGAAUGUGGUUUCUUCUACUACUCAGGAGAGGCCGGCAUUCAGAGAUGUCAAAGUGGGACCAUUCGUUCCAAUUGUCUCGACUGCUUGGAUCGAACAAACAGCGUCCAGGCCUUCGUUGCGCUUGAGAUGCUUCCAAAACAAUUGGAAGACAUGGGUCUGACCGAGAAACCUCAGCUGGUGGCGCGUUUUCAGGAGGUUUUCCGCACCAUGUGGUCCACCAAUGGAGACUCGAUCAGCAAGAUCUACGCAGGCACUGGUGCUCUGGAUGGCAAGGCUAAGGGUGGAAAGCUAAAAGACGGAGCUCGCUCGGUCACCAGAACCAUUCAGAACAACUUCUUUGACAGCUCGAAACAGGAAGCCAUUGAUAUCCUGAGACUGGGCAGCACCCUGAACAGUGACCUGGCAGAUAAGGCACGAGCCCUUCUCACAACCAGCAGCCUGUAUGUCUCUGAGCCCAUUUUACAGUCAGCCUCUCCCAGAGUGCUUCUGGGCAUGUGUCAGAACCACUUCAAGUACACACGUCCCAAAAAGAUCAGAGUGUGUGUUGGUACGUGGAACGUGAACGGGGGCAAGCAGUUCCGCAGUAUUGCGUUUCGUAACCACACGCUCAAUGACUGGCUCAUGGAUGCCCCUAAGAAGGCCGGCCACCCAGAAUUCCAAGAUGGAAAAUCCAACCCAGUGGACAUCUUUGCUAUUGGCUUUGAGGAAAUGGUGGAGCUGAAUGCUGGAAAUAUCGUAAGCGCAAGCACCACUAAUCAGAAGCUGUGGGCUGCAGAACUGCAGAAGAACAUCUCACGAGAUCACAAGUAUGUGCUGCUGGCCUCAGAGCAGCUGGUGGGUGUCUGUCUGUUCGUCUUCAUACGCCCUCAGCAUGCACCAUUCAUCAGGGACGUUGCUGUGGACACAGUAAAGACUGGAAUGGGCGGAGCCACUGGUAAUAAAGGGGGUGUGGCUAUACGCCUGCUCUUCCACACCACAAGCAUCUGCUUUGUGUGCUCACACUUUGCCGCCGGCCAAUCACAGGUCAAAGAGAGGAACGACGACUACAAUGAAAUUGCACGCAAACUGUCCUUCCCCAUGGGCCGGCUCCUGUACUCCCAUGAUUAUGUAUUCUGGUGUGGCGACUUCAACUACCGAAUAAGUAUUCCUAAUGAAGAGACAAAGGAGCUGAUCAGACAGCAAAAUUGGGAUGCACUGAUUGCUGGAGAUCAACUGGUAGAGCAGAAGAAUGCUGGACAGGUUUUUAGAGGCUUUAUUGAAGGGAAGCUGGAUUUUGCCCCCACUUACAAAUAUGACCUGUUUUCGGAGGACUACGACACCAGUGAGAAGUGCCGCACACCAGCCUGGACUGACCGUGUGCUGUGGAAGAGAAGGAAGUGGAACUUUGAUAAAACUGCGGAAGAGUUGGAGUUGAAUGUAGUAGGAGCCCCAGUGAAUGAGGAAGAUCAGUACCCAUGGAGCCCUGGAGAGCUCAAAUAUUAUGGUAGAGCAGAGCUCAAAACCUCUGAUCACAGGCCUGUGGUGGCCAUCAUAGAUGUGGACAUACUUGAGGUGGAUCCAGAGGCCAGACAUCAGGUGUAUAAGGAAGUGAUCGCCCUGCAGGGUCCACCAGAUGGCACCAUCCUCGUCUCUCUCUGCACGUCUGGUCCUGAUGACUACUUUGAUGAUGCACUGAUUGAUGACCUGUUGGACAAGUUUGCUCAUUUUGGCGAGGUUAUUCUUAUCAGGUUUGUUGAAGAGAAAAUGUGGGUGACAUUUUUGGAGGGAUACUCUGCUUUAGCAGCUCUAUCUUUGAGCGCCUCUACUGUGAAUGGUAAGACCAUAGACAUCCGUCUGAGGAGUCCAGGUUGGAUAAAGAGUCUAGAGGAGGAAAUGAGUGUGGAGAGAAUCUGCGGCAGCAUCCCAACAUCCACCAGCUCCACCCUGCUGGCAGAAAACUCUGACAUGGGAGAAGAGUAUGACAUGGAAGGUGAUGUGGAUGAGGAGAUUGAGGAGAUUUUACCCCAGCACCUGCAGCCUGGAGCAGGCAUGGAUCUAGGCGCGUCCCCUGCCACAUCCCCACGCACCAGCCCCUGCCCCUCUCCUACCCACGGAGAACCUGCACCCCCCAUCCGGCCAAGCAGAGCCCCUCCACGCACAGCUGGACCACCACAGGGAAGAUUAAGCCCAGCAUCCAUUAGAAGGGAACAGGCAGGUUCUCCUGUUGAUGGUCAGCCAGCUGGAGCUCUCUCUUCACAGGGACUAGAGCCAAAACGUCCCCCUCCUCCACGCCCCAACGCCCCACCAGCCCGACCUGCACCUCCGCAGCGCCCACCACCACCCUCAGGAAGCAGAAGUCCCACACCUGUUAGGAAAGAUUCAGCAGGCUUUGCUGAGCCUCUCAAUCUAGAGUUUGAUGUGACUGAUUAUGAAGGACAAAAAAGCCCAGCGUUAGCACGUGCAGAUGCAGCUGGUCGAGGUCAAGCCACCGGAUCAGCCCCUGGAGGCACCCCACGGCCGAUCCCACCUCGAGCAGGAGUCAUCAGCAUCCCUCCUCAGGCUAGACCUCCUCCUCCUCCUGCUCAUCCUGGGGCCCCCAGACCAAUAGCAGAGGUGCAUCCUGGGGCCCCACGACCCUCACCUGAUAAUCACCCUGGAGCUCCAAGACCCGUUCCUGAACCCCAAAGCAAACCGUCUGAACUCCCUCUGGGUCCACCCCCCACACUGCCAGGUCCCAUGAGGCCUCAGAUGACAUCACCCAUGCAGCCCCAGUCCAUGUCGCCAAUGCAGCCUACAAUGCAACCUCAACUGCCCCCACCCAUACAAGCCCAGCUCCCUCCACCAAUGCAGCCCACCUUCCCUGCCCCGCUGAUGCCUCAGCCUGCUCCUCAAGCGUCUGCUGGAGCCGCUGCCACCUCUCAGCCCGGACUGGCAUCUCCCAAGCCUCCACCCCGGAGCCGGUCCUCUCACGCACUGCCACCUGAGUCUGCUCCUGCUCCUGCUCCUACAUCUCAGGCCAAGGUCAUGAAUGGAGUCCAAAGAGAAGCACAAUGGAAUCUAGACCCCUUCGACAUGCUUAACACCCAGUCCCUUUUCCAAAAUUCACCGUUCUCCGCUUCCCUUCUUUGCUCCUCUUCCUCAUCCACCCCCUCCCCUUCUUCUUCCUCCACGUUACCCAGCUCCCUCUCCCUGUUCUCAGCUCCGGACACCAGCAGCACUCCAUGUCUCCUGCCUCCCCCUGUUCCCUCCCGCAGCAAAUCCCAGGAGACCCUCCGUUCAUCCCCCAAUCCGUUCCUCACAGAAGCCCAGCCCAGACCCAACAGCACCAACCCUUUAACUGGCAACUCGUUGUCCUCCCCACGCCGAUCGCUCACGCCCGAUUUCUACACCCAGCAGCAGGCCCAAGAGGCCAGGUCGGGCCUCAACAGGGCCAUGUCAGCUGUGGUUCACAGUUCAACUCUUCCACCAUCGUUCUCCAGACAACAAUCCUUAGUUCCUGCUCCAGCAGUAGCCCCAGCCAAACAAACCCAAAAGUGGGUCACAUUCGAUGACGAUUCAGACUUCCUUUCAAUGAAGGCUCCAUCCGCAGGUGGGACCGGCCCGCCCCUUAUACCCACAGUCUCAUCCGUUCCCUUCCCACAACCCCAGAGCAGCCUCCCCAGCUCAGGCUUUGGCAUGGACAGCAACUGGGCGUCGCUUCCCACUUCCACGUUUCCCACAAUCCCUCCUCUGAUCUCAACCAGGACUAAUACCAGCAUCAAAAAUGCCCACAUCCCUUCCAGAAACGAAUUCACAGAGAGAUGAUACAGCGUGUAUGUAAAAUACAGAGAAAAUAUUAUUGUGUAUCUAUAAUACGAGUAUGGUUUGUAUAAUAACGUGGUGUUGGAAGUGUUGACCCGUUUGUCCGAAAUAAAUCCAACCGUUUCUUUUAGCCCAACGUAGAUGGGAAACCAAGAGGAAAUCAACACAGUAUGUUAGUAUAUUUUCAGUUUUUAAAAUAAUGGGCAAAAAACCUGUAAUUUGCGUAUUAACCUGCAUAUACACACAUAUGUGUGUAACAUUUUACACUUCAAUGGCCAGAUUUAGUUUAUUAUACAUUAGGCCGAAGAUUUAAGCUACAUGAUCAGAUGUAAAAAAUUUACAAAUAUUCAAUUAUAUAUCUCAUUGCGAUUUCAAUUUCAUCCUCUGCUUACCCUCAUGUCGGAGCACAGAAGAUAUUUUGAACAUAUUUUUUGUUUUUUUAUUUGGACCCCAUUG
This is a messenger RNA of Sinocyclocheilus anshuiensis, 5439 nucleotides long. Its product is annotated as synaptojanin-1-like. Bases 124 to 4986 code for a protein of 1620 amino acids. Gene Ontology annotation, biological process: phosphatidylinositol dephosphorylation; synaptic vesicle endocytosis. NCBI's taxonomy places the organism in Eukaryota, Metazoa, Chordata, Actinopteri, Cypriniformes, Cyprinidae. Gene Ontology annotation, molecular function: phosphatidylinositol-4,5-bisphosphate 5-phosphatase activity; SH3 domain binding; nucleic acid binding. The transcript is spliced from 33 exons. The record is from RefSeq and is a predicted model, not a curated record.